Messenger RNA from Ceratitis capitata (Mediterranean fruit fly), 727 nucleotides. It is a transcript of the gene Dim1, whose product is annotated as thioredoxin-like protein 4A. Bases 164 to 592 code for a protein of 142 amino acids. The record is from RefSeq and is a predicted model, not a curated record. The transcript is spliced from 2 exons. Gene Ontology annotation, biological process: mRNA splicing, via spliceosome. Lineage: Eukaryota; Metazoa; Arthropoda; Insecta; Diptera; Tephritidae. Gene Ontology annotation, cellular component: U4/U6 x U5 tri-snRNP complex; spliceosomal complex; U5 snRNP.
GAAGUUGGAUGACAUUCCGCAAACAGCUGUAACCAGUAAAACAUUUGUAAACGUUCUUGGGCAUUAUAUUCGUAAUUAAUAAUUAAUCUCAGAAGCCUUAAAUAUCACACAAAUUUAGAAUAUUUUGGUACACGACAAAUAAGUAAAUAAAUAAAAUAGCAAAAUGUCUUAUAUGCUACCGCAUUUACACAAUGGCUGGCAGGUGGAUCAAGCCAUAACAAACGAGGAAGAUCGCGUCGUGGUCAUACGUUUCGGUCACGAUUGGGAUCCAGCAUGCAUGAAAAUGGAUGAAGUUAUGUAUAGCAUUGCAGAGAAAGUGAAGAAUUUCGCUGUCAUCUAUUUGGUGGAUAUUACUGAAGUGCCCGAUUUUAAUAAAAUGUACGAAUUAUACGAUCCCUGCACAGUGAUGUUUUUCUUCCGCAAUAAACAUAUUAUGAUCGAUUUGGGCACUGGUAAUAACAACAAAAUUAAUUGGCCUCUUGAGGAUAAGCAGGAAAUGAUCGACAUCGUUGAAACCGUGUACAGGGGAGCACGGAAAGGCCGGGGUCUAGUCGUAUCACCAAAGGAUUACUCCACAAAAUAUAGAUACUAAAUAUGCAUAGAUAUAUCGUAUAUAUAACUAAAGCAUAUAAUUGAUAAUUCCUACAUAUAAGUCAGUAACCAACUCAUUUCAAUGUUCUAUUUAUCAGCUAAAUGUAGUUUUAAUAAAUAAUGAAUGUAAUAAGAA